This is a messenger RNA of Laccaria bicolor S238N-H82, 663 nucleotides long. RefSeq lists its product as uncharacterized. Lineage: Eukaryota; Fungi; Basidiomycota; Agaricomycetes; Agaricales; Hydnangiaceae. The coding region runs from base 1 to 663 and encodes 220 amino acids. The record is from RefSeq and is a predicted model, not a curated record. The transcript has a single exon.
AUGGCUAAAGCCAAACUCGCUCGCCUGCAAACACAGAUCAAUUCAAAGAAGGGCAAGAAGGGUAAGGUGAAGGUCACAAACUCAGUCCUUUUGACUAGCAUGGAAAGCCAUGAACGACAUGAGGUGGAGGCUACUGAGUGCCAGGUGAAGGAGAAGAAGAAAGCAGAUGCAAAAGCUGCAAAGGCAGUCCAUGCAGCUGAGGAUCAGGUCCAUCGCACUCAGAUUCAGAACAAUGCAGGACACGUUUUCUCGGGCUUGCUCACCUCGAAGAACAAACCAGAGCUGGAGGAUAUCAUCAUCACUCUUGGCCUAGCAAGUGGUACAAAAGCCAACAUGAUACAACAUAUACAAGACUACUUCAAAUACCACCCUGAAGAUGCAACAAGUGCUUGCUACUCAGGCUUAUUUAGUGGUGCACAUCAUGGUAGACAUGCUGCCCCUCCUCCAACAACUGUUGAUGAGGUUGAAGAUCCCUGCUCCCCUUUUGAUGGCCACCCCUUACCACUCAAUCAAGUUGCAGGCCCCUCGCAUACUCCAGCUCAAAUUCCCCCUCCUCUUCCUCAAUACCCACAAUAUUUACACCAUCCCCAACCGAACUUCAGGCCUAAUCCCAAUAUGUAUGCUCAUAAUUACUACCACAUGCCAUAUACCUAUAAUACUUAA